Mitosporidium daphniae is the source of this 954-nucleotide messenger RNA. RefSeq names its product mitochondrial phosphate carrier protein 2. The record is from RefSeq and is a predicted model, not a curated record. The transcript is spliced from 2 exons. Gene Ontology annotation, cellular component: mitochondrial inner membrane. Lineage: Eukaryota; Fungi; Microsporidia. Bases 1 to 954 code for a protein of 317 amino acids. Gene Ontology annotation, molecular function: phosphate transmembrane transporter activity. Gene Ontology annotation, biological process: mitochondrial phosphate ion transmembrane transport.
AUGGCUGCAGAAAAGUUAUCAAUGGCUUCGUCAUCGCCUUGUAGCAAAACCAAAAAAAUCGAGCUAUACACGCCACAGUUUUAUGCCAGUUGCGCCAUCGGUGGCAUGCUUAGUUGUGGGCUGACGCAUCUACUUGUGACACCUCUUGAUUUAGUCAAUCCCAAGAUAUACUCCUCCGUUCUUGAUGGAUGGACGCAAAUUUACCGCUCCAGAGGCUUUCCUGCCCUUUUUGAGGGCUGGGGUCCUACUGCAAUUGGCUAUUCCUUCCAAGGGGCCUGCAAAUUUGGAUUUUACGAGUUUUUUAAGAAAGAAUUCACCGAUGCCGUCGGCGAAGAUGUCGCAUUUAAAUACAGAACCGGUCUCUACUUGGCGGCAUCUGCAUCAGCUGAAGUCAUUGCCGACGUUGCUCUGUGCCCAUGGGAGGCAAUAAAGGUCCGUAUGCAAACAAGCGCCACACCAUAUGCAUCCGGUGUACGUUCUGCUGGAGCGAAGCUCCUAGCAAGCGAGGGUAUUUCCAGCCUUUACAAAGGGCUUGCGCCACUUUGGAUGCGGCAAGUGCCCUAUACGAUGAUGAAGUUUGCAUGUUUCGAGACAACGGUGGAGGCGAUUUAUCGAUACGUUCUCUCUGCCAAGCCAAAGCAUGAAUACAACAAGCUACAACAGCUUGGUGCUACUUUUGCGGCCGGAUAUUGGGCCGGAAUAUUUUGUGCCGUCGUUUCGCAUCCCGCUGAUACCGUUGUCUCUAAGCUCAACCAAUCGAACUCUGGUGGAGCUGCAAAGGUUCUUCAGGACCUCGGCUUCCGUGGAGUUUGGCGUGGACUGGGACCAAGAAUUGUUAUGGUUGGAACGCUUACCGCGUUGCAAUGGUUUAUUUAUGACACCUUUAAAGUGUACAUUGGGCUGCCUACGAGUGGGGCUGCGCCCGCAGCUCCUGCUAGCUUGAAAAGGGAAUGA